Lindgomyces ingoldianus is the source of this 843-nucleotide messenger RNA. RefSeq lists its product as uncharacterized. The transcript is spliced from 4 exons. The record is from RefSeq and is a predicted model, not a curated record. Gene Ontology annotation, biological process: carbohydrate metabolic process. Bases 1 to 843 code for a protein of 280 amino acids. NCBI's taxonomy places the organism in Eukaryota, Fungi, Ascomycota, Dothideomycetes, Pleosporales, Lindgomycetaceae. Gene Ontology annotation, molecular function: cellulase activity.
AUGUUUCUCCAAAUUCUCACCUCCCUCAUCCUCUCCCUCCCUCUCACCCAUGCUAUCUCUGGCACAGGCAAAUCCACACGAUACUGGGACUGCUGCAAACCGUCCUGUUCCUGGCCCAGCAAAGCGAACGUUACGAAUCCAGUCUCAACAUGCGAUAAAUCCAGCAACAUCCUGACUGAUGCAAGUACCAAGUCUGGGUGUGAUAGCGGGACAGCGUAUAUGUGUGCGAACCAGAUCCCGUGGUCGGUUAAUAGCGCAUUGAGUUAUGGUUUUGCUGCUACGGCGUUAAGUGGGCAGAAAGAGAGCGAUUGGUGUUGUGGGUGCUAUGCUGUUACCUUCACGUCCGGCAAAGCCAAAGGCAAAACCAUGCUUAUCCAAUCCACAAAUACAGGCGGUGAUCUUGCGGACAAUCAAUUCGAUAUCGCAAUGCCGGGUGGUGGGCUCGGGAUCUUCGACGGCUGUUCUUCGCAAUUUGGAGGCUUGGGUGGAAGUAGGUAUGGCGGUGUUUCGAAUAGAUCCGAUUGCGACAGCUUCCCCCCAGCCCUUAAGCCCGGCUGCCAAUGGCGCUUCGACUGGUUCAAUAACGCAGACAACCCCACGCAUCAAUUCACCCAGAUCCGCUGCCCUUCGGAACUCGUCAGUAAAACUAACUGUCGUCGCCUCGACGACGAUAAAUUCCCGAUCUACACACCCACGGUUUCUGUCUGGGCAAGUCCGACGCCGACUGUAGUGGCCAAGCAGUGGGAGCAGUGUGAUAGUUUGUUGUGGGAUGCGCAAGCGGCAUGUCCGUCUGGGACGAAGUGUGUUAGAGUUACUGACUGUGAGUUUUUCUUUUCUUUCUGA